AUGUCGCAACAUAGUCUAGCAGCUGGCCAGUUGGAGCCACCGGGGCAAUCGAGGCAACAAAGGCGUCCUCUGUUGCCCCGGCCAGCUCCGACGCCUGCACAACCAGCACCACUAGCACUAGCAGCUGCUCAACAAUCAUCCCCGCCGUCCAGGGUCGCUCACCUGGCGAAACAAAGCCGUUCCCUGAGACGACAACAAGUGCCGGCAGCCUGUGGCGCGUGUCGGAAACGAAAAAUCAAGUGCGACGGUGGUCGACCAGUAUGCUAUUCUUGCACUCAGCGGCGCGUUCCGUGCGACUAUGCCUCACAGCCGGGGGAGACACCCUCACAAGCUCUUAGACGAUCCUACAGCCAACUGCGAGAUCAUGCGACUUCGAACGAGAAAAUCCUCGACCUCUUGAGGACACUGCCAGACAAAGAGGCUCAUCACGUGCUGCAGAGAAUCAGGUCGGGAACCGACAUCUCGGCCAUUCUUUCGCAUAUUCAUGAUGGUGAUCUCUUGCUCCAGCUCGCUCUUGAACCUGAAACUCGAUUCCGUUAUCAAUUUCCGUAUCGACAGAAUUUUCCAGAGAAUGAUUUGCCCGAUAAUUCCUACUUGAACUCAUUCGUCUACGAAGGGCCAUUGUCAUAUGCUCCAGACCAGAGAUUGGGGCCCGAUGGCAGUGAGUCUGACAGCUACAGCUUGGUUGCCUAUCAGAGGCCCUUCCACGCAGCCCAAGUCGUGGACCCUCGCCUCACAGACGUGAAGCCAUCACUGUGGACGUCUGUUUGCGACGAUGAUUUGCUUAUGCGGGACCUUCUUGGGGUGUGGCUUCGUUGUGAAUAUCAAUUUACCGCGGCCUUCCAGAAGGAUUACUUUCUCGAGGAUAUGCUUGUUAUGCGGCAAGAUUUCUGCUCAUCGCUCCUUGUCAAUGUGACUCUUGCUUAUUCAUGCGUUUGCUAUCCGCGAUUCUCGGACCGCGCCGAGUAUUGGAACCCACAUACACUCGUGUAUCGUUUUAUUGCUGAAGCAAAACGCAUCUGGGAGAUUGAGUCACACCAAGUACGGCUCACCACUAUUCAGGCCGGAAUGCUUUUCAAUGUCUUCUAUAACCUCUGCGGUCUAGACGAGAUUGGACAGCCGUAUAGGAUCCAAGCCAUUGAACUAGCACACAAGUUGCGCUUGUAUGACAGUGCCAUAUCCGGGCAAAGCAAAAGAAUACGGGACGGUAGACUGUACACUGCAUGGGCAUUGUAUGAUUGGGAAACUCUGGUCGGCUUUUCCUUCAUGCAUGCGCCACUUCUCAAAACUCCACCCGUCGAACCAUUACCGGAUCCUCUGGAAGAUCCAAAGUGGUUCGGCGAGAUAUGGGCCAAAUAUCCAUCAAGCCAGAGUCUUUCCCCGUCACAUUUUGGACUUGUUUUUCAUGCGAAAAGCCAAUUCCGAAUCAUCAUGAAUGAAUUCUGUGUAGAAGCCUAUUCCAGAGACUCAAUGAUAACUCUUGAUCAAGCAUAUCAGUUCCGUUCGCGUUUAAUAAGUUGGUACGACGGCUUGCCUGCACCACUUUGCGCAAAGACUAUCGUGCUACCUGCACAGUUACAACUUCACAUGUACUAUCACAACCUCGUCCUCAAUAUGUUUGAACCCUUGCUGGAUGAGGAAACAGAUCGAGUGCCAGGGCCGCAACAAAUUAUUGACGAUUCAAACAAGCACCUCCGGACCCUCGUUCGGCUUUAUUACCUCCGACAUGGGUUUGAUGCUAUGGAUCUCUUCAUCUGUAUACCGCUAAUCCUUGUGGCGUUCAAGUGCGCCGAUGCCAUCGACCAGUUUACCUCUGCUUCCCAGCUAGAAGCAUUGCGGUCGACUCUCAUUCUGGUCGUAAAGGGGUUGUCCAGUCAGCGUCAUAAUCAUUACUUGUCUGAGGCGCUGUUCCGGGUCAUCCGUGGGCGCAUGCGUGUACAAGAAGCCUCGAUACUCAAAGGCGUGCUGAAUCUUGACGACGAGGACCCCGUGGAGAAGAGUAGGGCUCCGAUGCAGGCUGUGCGAAGCGCGUGGACGGUUAGUGUCGUCAAAGAGGACACUCAGGUAUUGAAUAACCUUGUUGAAAACUACGCCUAUCUGAGUGUAAACGACCGAGCCGACACAAAGUCUUCCUAUCAAGGUGGCUAG
Messenger RNA from Pestalotiopsis fici W106-1, 2148 nucleotides. RefSeq lists its product as uncharacterized. The transcript has 5 exons. Gene Ontology annotation, molecular function: zinc ion binding; DNA-binding transcription factor activity, RNA polymerase II-specific. Lineage: Eukaryota; Fungi; Ascomycota; Sordariomycetes; Amphisphaeriales; Sporocadaceae. The record is from RefSeq and is a predicted model, not a curated record. The coding region runs from base 1 to 2148 and encodes 715 amino acids. Gene Ontology annotation, biological process: regulation of DNA-templated transcription.